AGUGACGCUAAGCAGAGCUGUUUUGAGAAGAUGGAAAUGGCGAUGAGAGCGACGGAGGACAUCGCCAUCGGCGAAGACGUCACGCCGCCGCUCGCUCCUCUCUCCCUCGCCCUCUACGACUCCUUCCUCCCCUCGCACUGCGCCGCCUGCUUUUGCUCUCUCUCUCCUUCUCCAUCUCCACUCGCCGAUCCCUCCCAUUCCUUCCUCUACUGCUCCUCUCGCUGCUCUUACUCCGCCUCCUCCCCCCGCCUCUCCUCCACCGAGGAGCUCCUCCUCCGCUCCCCCUCCACCGCAGCCUCCGGCGACACCUCCGACCUCCGCGCAGCCCUCCGCCUCCUCGCCCAAGGCCUCGACGCCUCGAGCUGGAGGAUAGGCGGCCUUCUGACGAACCGCGAGAAGCUGAUGUCCCGCGAGAACUCCCGCGACGGCGAGGUUGUGGAGAGGAUCCGGAGCGGUGCCAGGGCCCUGGCGGCGGCGAGGAGGAGGCUGGGCCUAGGCGGCGGGGAUGUUGAGGGCGACGCCAUUUUGGAGGAGGCGGCGCUGUGCGCGACGAUUACGAACGCCGUGGAGGUCCAGGAUGUCGACGGUCGCGGGCUAGGGAUUGCUGUGUAUGGUACGGACUUCUCGUGGAUCAAUCACAGUUGCUCUGCCAAUGCCUGUUAUCGGUUUCAGUUUAGUGGACCGGAGAUUAGUGCUCUGGCUCCGGACGAAUCGAGGCUUCGCAUUGUUCCUUAUGGCGGUCGAGCGCAAGUGGACAGUGUUGCUUGCAUACAUGCUGAAGUUGGGAAUGAUUAUGCAGAUUACGGGCCGAAAAUAAUAGUUCGUAGCAUCAAGGCAGUUAAGAAAGGGGAGGAGGUGAGUGUCGCAUACACUGACUUAUUGCAGCCUAAGGCAGCUAGGCAGUUUGAGCUACAGUCCAAGUAUCAGUUUAACUGUUCCUGUAUAAGAUGUGAUGCAGAACCUUUAGGAUAUGUGGAUUAUGCUUUGCAGGAUUUCCGUGCUGCCUAUGGCUAUGUCAGUGAAGAUAGUGCCAACUGCAGCAUCUAUAGGGAUGAGGCUGCCAGAAGGUUGAGUGAAUCAAUGGAUGAUGUUAUAUCUGAAUAUCUAUCAGAUAGUGAUCCAAAGUCUUGCUGCGAGAAGCUCGAGAGUUUGCUUACAGACAGGGUCCUUGAUGAGGACUUUGCAUCGAAGGCUGGACUCAAGCAAAAGUUUCUUCUGCAACCCUUGCACCAUCUCUCCUUGAAUGCCUACAUGACAUUGGCUUCCGCUUAUAGCAUCCGUUCAAGUCAAUUAGUUGCUCCACAGAUACAAGCAGGUGCUCUUGUAUCAGAAACUUUGAAGUUGAGCAGAAUCAGUGGAGCAUACUCGCUGCUUCUUGCAGGAGCAGUCCAUCAUCUGUUCCGCUCUGAAUCUUCUCUAAUGGCAUCUGCAGCAACCUUUUGGGUAACUGCAGGAGAGUCCUUGUUGUCUAUUUCCAGAAACGCGGCGUGGAGCAUAUUUUCAGAAAAACCGCAGACUGCUGCACGUUCAUCAGUUCCCAAGCCCCCGUCCUGCAGGUGCUCCUUGAUGAAAGAAGUUAAGCUCAUGGUAGUCGUUUCUUGCAAGCAGUAAAAGAUCCUGUUGAUUUUGGGUGGCUCAGGACAGUUGAAAUCUUCAAGGAAUACAAUUUUGGAGCCCAUUUAGAUGGCACUGGUUUAGAUUCUCAUUGUGAGAGAGACCAAAUUGCUUCUACAUAUAAAUUGCAU
Rhodamnia argentea is the source of this 1745-nucleotide messenger RNA. RefSeq names its product protein SET DOMAIN GROUP 41. Bases 31 to 1611 code for a protein of 526 amino acids. The transcript is spliced from 6 exons. The record is from RefSeq and is a predicted model, not a curated record. NCBI's taxonomy places the organism in Eukaryota, Viridiplantae, Streptophyta, Magnoliopsida, Myrtales, Myrtaceae. Gene Ontology annotation, molecular function: protein binding.